AUGCCGUUCUUCUCUAGCCGUAGACCCGAAGAGGAGGUUCACGAGGAGCCUGCCCCUAUGCCCGAGAAGAAGCACAGCCUCUUUGGCUCGCGCCACCGCUCGCCGUCCCCAACGACGACUUCCCGGACGCGGACGCGGACGAGCACGAGCAGCUCACGAUCAGAUGCCUCCUCCAACCCUUCCCGUAACCGCAGUGUGCUAUCGCGCACCUUCGGACACGGCAGCAGCCGGAACAUAGAACUCGACCCAUCCAUCGUGCAGGCGCGGGAGCGUGUCAUGAACGCCGAGACGGCCGAGAAAGAGGCCGACCGCGCCCUGGAGGCCGCGCGCUUGAGGGUCCGCGAGGCGAGGAACGAGGUCAAGCGUCUCGAGCUCGAGGCCGCCGAGGAGGCCCGGCUGGCCAAGAUCAAGCAGUACCAUGCGAAGGAGGUGUCGAAGCGCGGGAAGCAUCUCGGCCGUAUGUUAUUUGACAUGACCUGUAAUGCGGACUGCGGUGACAAUCAGUCAGCGAUGGAAACAAUGGGCGGCGGUUACGUCUCUAGUAUCAUGGGCCAUGAGAUCAUUGUUCGUUGA
This is a messenger RNA of Xylaria bambusicola, 573 nucleotides long. RefSeq lists its product as uncharacterized. Lineage: Eukaryota; Fungi; Ascomycota; Sordariomycetes; Xylariales; Xylariaceae. The transcript is spliced from 3 exons. The record is from RefSeq and is a predicted model, not a curated record. Bases 1 to 573 code for a protein of 190 amino acids.